CAAUGCUUGGGAAACAGAGAAGGAGGAAGAAUCAGAAACACCAGGAUUCCCCUUUAAGUUCAAGAAAAUGUUUGAAUACAACCAUAACCGUAUCGCAAAGGAACCUUCUUUUUAUGAAGCAUCCUACAGCAAGGACCAGGAAGAACAGUUUGUAGUGAAGGAAAGAGAACUCUUCUACACUUCAGCUCAGAGAAGCCUUGUUGUGUGGCAAGUAAUGAUGAGAACAAAGUAUGAUGAAAGUGAGAAGUGCGGCAUCCGCAGACUCCUCAACAAUAAAACAUAUUUGGCAGCAUUUCCUUUACAUGAAGGGAAAUAUGCUCAUGAUGCAUCCAGUGGAUAUAUUUUUGAUAGGAGGUUGCUGUAUCUUGAGUGGGCAUCUCUGUCAUGUUGGUAUAAGAAGCAACCCUUUUGGCUCAUCAAGAAAUAUUUUGGUGACAAAAUAGGCCUGUACUUUGCUUGGUUGGAUUUCUACACCAAAAUGCUUAUUCCUGCUGCUAUAGUAGGUCUGCUUUGUUUUCUUUAUGGUGCAGCAACACUAUACUCUAAUGAUAAUGUACCAAGCCUGGAGAUCUGUAAUAGGUCUGGACCUGGCAAUAUCACACUCUGUCCACAUUGUGACAAAGCAUGUCCUUUUACCAGACUGUAUCAGUCAUGUACAUUUGCAAAACUCACAUAUCUGUUUGACAAUCCAGCUACUGUCUUCUUUGCUAUUUUUAUGUCUUUCUGGGCUACCACCUUUCUUGAACUCUGGAAACGGCGACAAGCAGUAAUUGUGUGGGAAUGGGACUUGCAAAAUGCUGAAGAAGAUGAAGAACCAAGACCAGAAUUUGAGACAUCAGUUAAAACAUUCCGCAUCAAUCCAGUCACACAUGAAAAAGAGCCAUAUCUUCCCACAUGGAGCAAAGCUUGGAGGCUUCUGGCAACUACUUCAGUCGUGUUUCUCAUGGUUGUUGUUGUGAUGGGGACAGUUCUAGGAACAAUAAUCUACAGAAUUGCACUAAUAACAGUGUUUCAUAGCAGUGGAGGUUUCUUCAGUACACAUGCCAAGAUUUUCACAUCGGUCACAGCUGCUGUUAUCAACUUAACGAUCAUCAUGAUUCUGACACGGCUAUAUCAGAGAAUUGCAACACUUUUGACAAACCUAGAGAAUCCCAGGACUCAAACAGAAUAUGAAGACAGCUACACUUUCAAGAUAUUUGUCUUUCAGUUUGUGAAUUUCUACUCCUCAUUGAUCUACAUAGCUUUUUUCAAGGGGCGCUUUUAUAAAUACCCUGGUGACAAAGAAGCACGCCGUGAUGCAUUUCAAAGACUUACACUGGAUGUUUGUGACCCAGCAGGCUGCCUAUCUGAGCUCUGCAUACAGCUGGCCAUCAUCAUGAUUGGCAAGCAGUGUUUCAACAACUUCCUUGAGAUCUUCUUACCGAAACUACGCAACUGGUGGCGUAAGAGGUACCACAUAUCAAAUACAAAAGAUUUAGAGCGCAGUUAUACCCGGUGGGAAGAAGAUUAUCACCUUGAGGAUUCGGGACGACUUGCUCUUUUUGAAGAAUACCUUGAAAUGGUAAUUCAGUAUGGUUUUGUAACUCUUUUUGUGGCUGCAUUUCCUUUGGCUCCUCUGUUUGCAUUGCUAAACAACAUUGGUGAGAUUCGAUUGGAUGCAUAUAAAAUGUUGACCCAAGCUCGACGUCCACUGGCAGAACGUGUAGAAGAUAUUGGAGCUUGGUAUGGGAUUCUUCAGGGGCUCACCUACACUGCUGUUGUUUCAAACGCAUUUGUCAUUGCAUAUACAAGCGACUUCAUUCCACGUAUGGUAUACAAAUUUGUCUAUUCACCAGACAACACAUUAACUGGUUACAUUGACUUCUCACUUUCUGAAUUCAAUACAUCUGACUUCCAGAAAGAUAUGAUACCUGAUGAUGAUGACAAUCCCAACACACCACCUCCAGAGACUUGCCAAUAUAGAGGUUAUCGUAACAAUGCCACUUCUGAGGAUCCGUAUGGCCUUUCAGCUGUCUACUGGCAUGUCUUUGCAGCCAGACUUGCAUUUGUUGUUGUAUUUGAACAUAUUGUGUUUGCGCUGACAGGAAUUAUGGCAUAUGCCAUACCAGAUAUUCCACAAGAGGUCCAAACUCAAGUGAAACGUGAGAAGCUUUUGGAGAAAGAGAGAAAGUAUGAAAUUGGCCUCAAAGCAGCAGGUUCUCCAAGUAAUUUUCGUGACAGAGAAGAUGGAAGUAAACUUCAAGGGAGAUUACAGCUGCCUCCACUUUUGCCUCCUGGGACAGCAAGAGAAUCAAACAACUGGUGGGCUCGGCGAGUGAGCAAAGUACGAGAUGUAUCAACAAGUCUUGCAGCUCUCAACAAAACAACCACUUAGCACGAAGAAAAUGAAUUGUACAAUACUUU
Schistocerca americana (American grasshopper) is the source of this 2403-nucleotide messenger RNA. Its product is annotated as anoctamin-4. Bases 68 to 2374 code for a protein of 768 amino acids. NCBI's taxonomy places the organism in Eukaryota, Metazoa, Arthropoda, Insecta, Orthoptera, Acrididae. The transcript is spliced from 15 exons. Gene Ontology annotation, biological process: chloride transmembrane transport. Gene Ontology annotation, molecular function: chloride channel activity; protein dimerization activity. Gene Ontology annotation, cellular component: plasma membrane. The record is from RefSeq and is a predicted model, not a curated record.